Messenger RNA from Chiroxiphia lanceolata (lance-tailed manakin), 7256 nucleotides. RefSeq names its product sphingosine-1-phosphate phosphatase 1 (gene SGPP1). Gene Ontology annotation, molecular function: sphingosine-1-phosphate phosphatase activity. Gene Ontology annotation, cellular component: endoplasmic reticulum membrane. The transcript is spliced from 3 exons. Gene Ontology annotation, biological process: sphingosine metabolic process; phospholipid dephosphorylation. The record is from RefSeq and is a predicted model, not a curated record. Bases 219 to 1466 code for a protein of 415 amino acids. Lineage: Eukaryota; Metazoa; Chordata; Aves; Passeriformes; Pipridae.
GGGAGGGAGCGAGAGCGGGGCCGGAGCGGCGGAGGAGCCGCGCUGAGGCGAGGGGCAGCCCCGCCGCGUCCGUCGCUCCCCGCCGCCUCGCCCUCCGGCGCGUUUCUCGUCAGGGAACGGCUCUCCUCCUCCGCGGAGCCCCCGUCCCCUCCCGCCGCCCAUCAGGAGAAGUCCCCCCCCCCGCCGCCCUAAGCUCGCCGCCGGUCCCGCCGCUCGCAAUGUCCGUGGGCCGGCGCCUGGCCCGCCUGGCCGCCCACCUGCAGGACCCGCGCAAAGUGGCCGCGUUCCAGCGGCUCUGCGGCGUGGAGGGGCCCUCGGGCUGGGCCGGCGCGGGGCAGCGGGGGCCGGUGGCGAACGGCGGCCCCGCGGGCGGGCAGGCGCAUCCCGCCGGGAACACCACCGGGAACGGCGCCGUACCCGGCGCGGCGGGACCCCCGCGGCCCUGGAGUAGGAGGCCGCGCCGCAACUCGCUGACGGAGGAGGAGGACGGCAGCCAGGAGUUCGCCACCCACAGCCGCUUCCUCUACUAUCUUUUCAGCCUGGGCACGGAGCUGGGCAACGAGCUCUUCUACAUCCUCUUCUUCCCCUUCUGCAUCUGGAACCUGGACGCCUGGCUGGGCCGGAGGCUCAUCAUCAUCUGGGUGUGGGUGAUGUACCUGGGGCAGUGCACCAAGGAUGUGAUCCGCUGGCCGCGUCCCGCCUCGCCGCCCGUGGUGAAGCUGGAGGUGUUCUACAACUCGGAGUACAGCAUGCCCUCCACCCACGCCAUGUCGGGCACCGCCAUCCCCCUGGCGCUGCUGCUGCUCAGCUACGGCCGCUGGCAGUAUCCUUUUAUGUUUGGACUGAUCCUUGCACUCUGCUGGUGUUCCUUGGUUUGCUGUAGUCGAAUUUAUAUGGGAAUGCAUUCAAUUUUGGACGUUAUUGCUGGGUUUCUGUAUGCUAUUCUUAUCUUGGUUGUCUUCCAUCCAGUUGUGGACCUGAUUGAUAACUUCAACUUGACUUACAAAUAUGCACCCUUAAUUAUCAUCAGUCUCCAUUUGGCCCUGGGCAUCUUCUCCUUUACCCUGGACACCUGGAGCACGUCGCGAGGAGACACGGCUCAGAUCCUGGGCUGUGGUGCCGGCGUGGCCUGCGGCUCUCACGUCAACUACAUCAUGGGCCUCCAGCUGGAUCCUCCUCCCCACACCUUACCGUUAUCCCUGUCCUCCCUCACCGUGACUGUGUUUGGAAAAGCCAUACUGCGGCUGUUGAUCGGGGUGAUAGUUCUGCUGUUAACAAAAGUGGCGAUGAAAAAAGCCACGAUCCCACUGGCCUGUAAAAUAUUUCGCAUCCCGCACGGCGACGUACGGAAAGCACGGCAGCGCAUGGAAGUUGAGCUUCCCUAUCGCUAUAUCACCUAUGGAAUGGUUGGGUUCUCCCUCAUGUUUAUUGUUCCUUGCCUCUUCCAUUUCAUUGGUCUUUCCUGAUGCAGUUUGAGCACGUUAAAUAGGGAGAACAGAGCUAGUUGCUUUUUGGAGGUGCACUAGUUUGCUACGGGAAGGCCGGCGAGCUUGGCUUUAGCAGGGUCUUCACAUUAACAGCAAUAGAAAGCAGGCAAAGCAUUUAGAGGGCUUUGCACAUCUCUGGGGAUGCUGUAGGGCCAGCAGUCAAGUAUCAAUCCAGGAGAGGUGCUGAACUCUGUAAAUGCUGUGUCUGGACUUAUUGCUGUAACAAAGUCUGCGUGUGUGUGUGAUGCAGUGAAUGUGUCUGGGAUGUCUGUCAGUCUGUACCUGUGUACACUGACACUUUAACAGGUAUGUCUGACAACUAAUCAGAAGCCUCCAUUCAUCAUCUGUUUGCCAUUUCACGGUAAUUUACUCAAGUUGUUGGACCAUAGACUGCUAAAUUUGCUUUCUUCUAUUCUUUCCUGAAGUCCUGCUUCAAGAUGUUUCAGCUAAUAAGUAUUUCUAAAGGACCAAACUUGUAAUGAGGUUGAAUUUUUCUAAAUAAACAAGCAGAAGCCUUUUUCUUUAGCCCCCUCUACAGAGUAAAAUGUCUGGAUUAGCAUUGGUAGAUAUCACUAGAGUAUACAUAAUUCAGGUACUGUAUUUUAUGGUUUGAUAACUGUGCCUUUCUGUUACUAAAUUAAGAAAUGCCAUAUAUACUGUGAUGUAAAAAUGCCUAAUUUUUAUUUAAAAUCUUACAUAAUUAGGCAGAUAUUUUGAAAUGUUAGAUUGUCCGUGUUGCUGACAUGGUUCAAGUUAACCGGAAUAUUCAGUUUUGCCUGAUCAAAAUUGAGUAAUGAAAUAGCCCAAAAAUUGUGUCUGUGAGCUCAAGAUGUUGUAAAUGAACAAUAAUCCCUUUUGUAAGUAUUUUUAAUGUGUAUUGUAAGUUACUGGAAGAGGAUAUAUUUUUCUGGAGAUUGUUUAUACGGUGGACAGAUAUUCAAAAUUAAUUAUUUAAACAUAUAAACAAUAAAAACACCCCUGCAAGGAAAUGGGCUUCACUUAUUAUUCCAAACUAAUCUAGAAGGACCACUGCUUUUAGGUAUUUGGUUAGAAAAUAUAAUCCUUAUUCUAGAAAAUAUAUGUAUUUUUAUGCAUUAACAUACUAUAUUUAAAGGUGAUAGUCACUUUUACCCAGUUUAGAUAGCUAUAAGACAAUGUAAAGAUCAAAUUAAAUUUUUAAUCAUUCUGAUUGACAGAUUGUGAGCAGUCAAGACAGUGUGGUCAAUGCAUGAACUGUUUGUGCAUAUCUAAAUUUUACAGCUUUUCAUGGUCCUUUUUCCAGUGAUGAGUAGGAUAUGACCCUUCAACUGUAUUUUCAUGUGCCUAUUUCUGUUUCAUUUUGUCUUGUUCAUGUGUUGCCCAAUCUGUUCUUUCCAUGUCAGGAACUGUUAUUCCAGGAAGCGCUGUCUUAGUGACAGACACAAAUUACUUAGUUUGCAUUGUAUGUUUCUUUUUCAGGAAAAGCAUCAUUUGAUUGGGAAAUACAGUGAUUAGAUAGAAUGCAAAGCUUACAUUUUUUGUAAACGUUAUUUGCAAUUGGAAGGGGUUUGUUGUUGUUUGGUUUUUUUUUUUGUACUGGAGAUCAUAUCUCCAAACUGUUACUGUGUAGAUUUACGAAAUUAACUUCACUUUCUUUGAAGCAGAGGAGGUUACGGUACACUGGCACCAGAUGAUGUGAAAAAUAACUUUUCUGAUGCAUUUCUCCAGUGCAUCCUGAAUGCACCGCUAUGAAUGUAUUGAACUGAGGAAUUCAGAGCUGAGGGGGUGUUGAACAACUUGUGUAGCUGAAAAGACCUUACCCAGUAGAAAAUGGUUCCCUUGUUUCUGUGCAUAUUGCUGCAUUUGAUUUUUCUUCUGUUUCCCUUUUACAGUUCGAUGCUGAAUGUGCAGUAAAGGGUAAAUUGGUUUCUGAGGUUUUGAGGGUGGGAUUUCCACUGGUUUGGCUUUGCACACCAAGAUAGCCAUUAAAUAAAUAGCUGGGGGAAUGUACACAAAAUGCCUUACGCUUAAAGCCCUGAGAAAGUGCUGUAGUUGCAAUUAUAUUAAAUUAGUCUGAGGACUGGUGAAAAUAAUAGGAUAGCUUUCUCUGAAGUUUAGGGCAUAUUCUCCUUAAAUAUCCUAGCUUUACAGUUUAUAGCAAAAAAUGUUUAAAUUCUAGCACAGAAAAGUGAGCAAAACUAAUUUUUAAGGUACAUAUUGGACUUUUAGACACUUCAAGUUUACAGCAUGUAGAGUGUAGCUCAAGCUGUCUUUUCUAGCUGUGCUUGCUCUCUUGUAGUAUUAAUGGAACAUGAAGUGUACUGUGGAGGACGUAGAAGGGGUGGAAAAGAUCACACACAGGUAGAGCUUUCAACAGGCUAAGGAAAAUUGCACUGUAGCUUAUUCUACUGUUACUCAUGAAUAUAUAUUUUAUAUUUUUAUACAUUACACUGAGUAACUUCAAAAUGUCAUGUUCCAUGUACCACAGUCUGGUCCCCAGGAAAUGUACAUCAGAGUGUUUAUGCAGCACCUUCACAACUCUGUCUCUUCAGACUGCAACUACUUUACCGAAGUUUACACGAGAAAAAGUUUUACUGUUCUAUUUUCAUGUUUUAUAAGGGGUUAGGCUCAAGAGGGCAGUUUAGCCCAAAUGUCAUGCAGUACAAAUACUGCUAGAGAAUAAAGAAUCACAGAAAUGCAAACACUUAAAAAUCCAACGUAAAUAUUUGUAUUGUAGUAUAAUUUUGUUUACUGAUAAGCUGAGAUUCUUUGGAAUUGGGCAUAACAAAGCAGCAGGUAAAACUGGAGCACUUUUUGCCCUAACCUAUUCCUAGAGUUGAACACAAAAAAUGUUUCUAGUAUGAGCAUCAGCUGGUACCAAAUGGUUUAUAAAUAAAUUUAACAUAGCUUUAAAAGGUAGUUAGAUGUCUUUACAGAAGGAAAAUAUGCUUCAUGAAAUAGUGAGAAAAUGUAUUCCAUGUCACUGCUAGGGAAUUCCCUCUGUUCCAGGCUGUAUAGUCUUAAGGAGAGAAAUUCUACUUUAUAGAAGCAGAUAAAAAUGCACAUUUAUUACAAAAAGCUGCGAGUUAAAUUCAUCUUAUUUAAUUACCUUAAAUAAAUAAAUAAAUAAAGCUUAAUACCAACAGGCAGGUAGAGAGUGAUUUGGCACAAAAGUCUGUUUUCCAAGAGGCUGAAGGGACUCAAAUUAGUCUAAGAUUGCCAUAAAUAAAGGAGCAGGAUUUUUUUCCUGACCUGGCCCUCAGUCAGGAGUGAGCAUUGCAUCCUAGGUGAGUUUUAGAAUAUAUUAUUUUCAAAAAAGCUUCAUGUUUCUGAAAAAGUGAUAACUUCUGCAUCCCAUACCACGUGCUGGGGUUGAUUGAAGCAUCCUUCUCCUGUGUGAUCACCUGUGAAGCUGUUCAGUCUCUGCUCAUGUUUGCCUUACCACUCACCUUGAAACUGUGGGGGAAGGUGGGAGGUGGAAAAGCUACUUAAAGGUAAACUGGCAAACCAAAGGGAGUUGUGUAUUGUUUAUUUGCUUGGAAUUUUUGAAAGGUUAUGUACAGCUUUUCUCCAAAAAAAAAAACAAACAACCACCAUAAAGAUGCAUUUCUUAUAAAAUGGCAUCUCUAAAUGUGAUACGUGGCUUUUGUGUUGUUUAUUUUUUUCUUACCAGAACAGUGUUACAUUGUCUGGAUAUUAGAAGCAAUUAUGUUUUCCUUUGCUUUUCUUUUUUUUAAUUACUGCUCUCAGUAUUUUUUACUCCAUUUCUUGCUUAUUUCCAAGGGGCUGUCCAGAACUUUUGUAAGCAAUUGCUACUUAUGUGAAGAUUGUAAUUUUGAACUUGUAAAUACUUAAGGGCUGUGAGUGGCUGUUAGCUGCAAAAAUGCGUAAAAACAAACCUUGCAUGCUGUAAGUAAAUACAUCUGUUGUGCUAAAAGUUGUUUCUGUUUCAGUAUUUGCUUUCUCAAUACAAAAUUGAGAUUUUUGACAUAGAAUACAGAUGAUAUUAAGUAAUUGAGUGGUAUGAAGGGGCAUUGCUGUCAAACUCCUGUUAACUUUACUCGAAGUUUUGCACCUGGUUCCUUCCAUAUUACACUGAGAGUGAACCCUGAAGGACAAGUCCGUGCUCUGACCUGCCUGCAGACAUCAGUGUCUGAAGUGACUUCCCUUCUGAGGUGUGACAGCCUUGCUUUUGAGGUCUGAGAGAUUGUUCUUGCUAAAAUCACGCUCAGCCCCAUUUUGACGAGACUUUUAAAGGGCUUAACUUGGAAGCUGUUUCUCAGUAGCUGGAAGUGGUUGCACAUUUGUAAGACUUCAUUGGCGCUUCCCCCUCUGUACCAGAAUUGUGUGACUGACGAGACCCCAGAACAAAGACAGUAGAUAAAGUGAUGACAGAACAAUUGAUUUAUUGGGAUAUUGUGACUCAACUUACUGUAAUUGAUUCUUGGUUGGUUUUUUGGUCUAAUGUAGAAUGUCUGUAGGUUAUACAAUUUAUUUCUGUAUUUUACAAACAAGUUUGAGGAAAAUGAAACUUUUUGUGGGAGGAAGUCUCAUUGAAUGACUUCAUACCGGAACUUUAUUCCAGUGGAAAGCUCAAGUGGCCUUUUUGUUUCAGGAAAAAAAAAAAUAUAAGCCCAUUUUAAAAUUUAUUGUAAGUACCAUCUUUGUCAAAAUGAUAGAUGAAUUGAGUCAUUAAUGCUGUUUUUCUUCUUACAAUACUUCCUUAAACAAAGCUGAAUUUGGAAACAAAAUAUGACAUUGUGUGGCAGAGAAAGUAGAGCUCUUUAGGUGUUCUCUAAAAAGUGAUGCUAGAUUUGAAGCACAUUCAACCAUGCAUUAGAAAAAUUUCUUUGCACUCCAUUCUGCACUAGAAAUAAUUUGCAUGUUGGUAAGAGUCCACUUAAGAAAGCAAAGCAGAAUGUGUACUAUCAGUAACUGUUCCUGUAGGAUCAAAGGAGAAUAGAGGGUACAUGGGAUAAUACUACCUUGAAGUUAUUGACCAGUAAAUGUAAAUAAGAAUUCCCAUAAAGUUGGAGAAUUUUAUUAGUCGCUAAACUUUGACUAAAUUAGUCACUAAGUUUUCUUACAAGUUUAUUUUUGUUAGAAAGUGUAAUGAAAGACAAGGGUAAUAUUGCUGAGAUGGAAAUUAGAUCUUAAGAAAACCCUGGAUGUCUAAGGUAUCAAAGCUGAUGAAGAUCAGUUCAGGAACAAGUGACGUGAACAGUAAGAGCAGAGUCUGAGGGGGAUUUUGUAUUAAACUUAAUGCACUUAAAACUGAUGCCAAAAUUUGGCCUAUACUUGAUUUAUAUGAAAUCUGUAGUACAAUAUAGAUAUAUAUAAUAUAUUGUGUACUGGAGUUUAAUUUUUUUAUGUAUAGAUUUUUUUUUCUUGUUACUACAUUCCCUGAUAAAAGGAAGUGUUGAUAAAACACAAACCAGCUUUGUCUGUAUAAGGUAAGGCUGUAUGUUAGUAGUAUUUUGGGAAAUAAUGCAGUUGUAACCCAAUCUCUCAACCUCUUGGAGAACUUCAUUAAAAAAAACACACCACCAGCUUUCAGAUGCAAGCCCCGAGUUAGCUGAGGAUCAUAUAAUGGUUGCUGUAUAAUAAGUGUACAACUGAUGUUUUAGACAUCAGUACACUGGAACUUUUUGUUACACUAUGGUUAAUGAUUUUGUACUCGUUGUACACUUUCUGCAGUUGUCAACUAAUAUUUAAACUCGUAUUGACUGGUAACUGAAGUGUUUAACUUCAUCUGCAAUGAGUGGGUAAUAAACUACUGUUGGAUUCCGU